AUGGAUAUGGACACGCCAGCAGUGUCAAGACUAGCGGUUCGCUUACCAACCUUUUGGCCACACAACCCUAUGCUGUGGUUCACACAGCUGGAAGCGAGUUUCAUGCACGCGGGAAUAACUGCAGAAACAACUAAGUUUCCCCUCGAUAUCAUAACAGCUCCUCCAACAGAGGAUGCAUAUGAAUGGUUAAAGACUGAACUGAUAUGUUGCUUAGCCAUUUCUCAAGAAGACAGAAUCCGGCAAGUAUUGACGCAAGAAGAAAUUGGUGACAGGAAACCUUUACUGUUCCUGCACCAUCUCCGCAGCACGGAGGACCCUGGCACGAUUCCAGAUAGCAUUCUGCAUACCCUGUGGAGUUCCCACCUGCCACCACAGGUAAAAGCAGUCAUCGGCACGCAGAACGAGACGUCACUGGACACAGUAGCAGAACUCGCCGACUGCAUACUGGAAGCGAUCACACCGAACACACAUGUCAGUGUUGUAGACAUAACUGUCAGCGCAGCAGCUGCAUCUACUAUGGUGUCUUGGGCAGAUUACGAUGCACUAACGGCCAAGGUCAAUCUCCUAUGCACACAGCUCUCGAAACUAAUGUCGAAUGGCAUCAAUGUCAAUCAGAGAAGCCAUAGCCGAUGA
Molecule: messenger RNA, 633 nt
Organism: Schistocerca serialis cubense
Lineage: Eukaryota; Metazoa; Arthropoda; Insecta; Orthoptera; Acrididae
Exons: 2
Coding region: 1-633 (210 amino acids)
Source: RefSeq, a predicted model, not a curated record